AUUGGACGUUUCACGCGUUUUCGUGUUCCCACGGCAAUAUUGCCACUAAGCCAUUGAAAUAUAUCAAGUUUCUUGAUUUAUCUUCGUCUCAAAAGUCAAACCCACUAUCGCUUUUACUCUUCCCAUACUCCGAAUUGCUUCUAGAACGGACAUCACGGAACCUCCGCGCCCCCCCCCCCCCCAAUAUCCGCUUUUUGUGUUCUUUUCAUUUGAGAUUUUCGGUUUUGCUCAUUCAUCAAGAAAUGAACCAGUUUUUAUUCUUUUUUCUUCUAUUCUUCUUUUUCUUCUCUUUGUUGGCAAAGCUUUCUCUUUCUGAUCCAAGAGCAACACAGGCAGCUUUGGUAUGCACCAACAGAACCGCUUCAACAACAGGGCGCCAAACCUUCAUAGCAAAUUUCUUAGCGGUCGUGGAAACCUUUACCCCACUCAUCGUUCAGCAGAGGUACGCAGCUGUUGUCAAGGGAAGUGGUGACACCAAAGUGUAUGGAUUUGGCGAGUGCAUGAAAGAUCUUGAUCAAAACGACUGUAACGUCUGCUUUGCUCAAUGCAAAGCGCAGAUCCUGAGCUGUUUCCCAUAUCAGUUAGCCACACUGGGAGGCAGGGUUUUCUAUGAUGGUUGUUAUUUAAGGUACGAUGAUUAUAAUUUCUUUAAUGAAAGUUUGAGUGAAGAAGACCAAACUGUUUGUGCUGCAAAUGAUGUUGCUUCCGGUAACCAGACAGUUUUUAAAGUUAAUGUGAUGCAGUUGGUGAGAAAUUUGAGCGUGGAAGCUCCAAAGAACGAUGGGUUCUUUGUGGGGUCUGUGGGUAGAGGGAAUGUGUCGGUUUAUGGAUUGGCUCAGUGUUGGGAAUUGGUGAAUGGGAGUGCUUGUGAAGGUUGCUUGGCCAAUGCGGUUUCUAGGAUUAGUUCAUGUCUUCCCAAGGAAGAAGGGAGGGUGUUGAAUGCUGGUUGUUACUUGAGGUAUUCAACAGAGAGGUUUUAUUACAAUUCAACUGCUCCUCCAGUUGUUGGGAAUCGAGGACGCAGAAAAUUAGCAAUUAUCAUGGCUACAACAUUCUCCGCUGUGGCUCUAACACUGAUUAUUGCAACAGCUAUUUUCUUUGUGAAUGAGAAACUUGUAAAGAAAAGGAGAGAGAGUAAGCAAUUAGGAGCUUUAUCGCCCAUCUUGAACAAGUCCAAGUUGAAUUUCUCAUAUGAAUCUCUUGAAAUGGCUACAAAUUACUUUAAUGACUCCAAUAAGCUGGGACAAGGAGGAUCUGGUUCUGUGUAUAAGGGAACUUUACCUAAUGGGAAGGUUGUCGCGAUAAAGAGGCUAUUUUUUAAUACGAGGCAAUGGGUGGAUCAUUUCUUCAAUGAAGUCAAUUUAAUCAGUGGCAUAUAUCACAAAAAUCUUGUAAAGCUGUUGGGAUGCAGCAUUACAGGCCCAGAAAGCCUUCUUGUUUAUGAAUACGUGCCAAACCAGAGCCUUCAUGAUUACCUCUUCGUUAAAAAAGAUGUUGAGCCGCUAAGAUGGGAGGCACGAUACAAGAUCGUCUUGGGUACAGCUGAAGGCUUGGCCUAUCUGCAUGAGGAAUCAAAGUUGAGGAUCAUACAUAGAGACAUAAAACUUAGCAAUAUUUUGCUUGAUGAAGGCCUUACACCAAAAAUUGCUGAUUUUGGGCUUGCUAGACUUUUUCCCGAAGAUAAGACUCACAUCAGCACUGCCAUUGCUGGCACAUUAGGUUACAUGGCUCCGGAAUAUGUUGUAUUUGGCAAGUUGACUGAGAAGGCGGAUGUUUAUAGUUUUGGUGUUCUUGUUAUUGAAAUCACUUGUGGGAAGAGGAAUAAGUGCUUCUCUCUAGAUUCAAUCUCUAUCCUACACAUGGUUUGGAAACAUUAUGAGGCGGAUAAACUCUGCCAAGCUGUUGAUCCUGUUAUAGAGGAUAAUUUUCAAGAAAAGGCCUCUAGGUUGCUUCAAAUUGGCCUACUCUGUGUACAAGCCUCUACAGAAAUGCGACCAUCAAUGUCAAAAGUUGUGCAAAUGCUUAUUGAUGAUACUCUUGAAAUUCCUCGGCCAACACAGCCUCCUUUCUUGAAUUCUGGUAGCUCGGAAGUUAGCCGAAACAUUUCAUCUGCAACUUGUGAUUCUCAGCCAGAGUCUUACACCCACUCUUCAUGGAAUAGUAUGACAUAGUAUGAUUGAGCCUAGAUGAACUGCUUUUUUGUAAAAUGUUUGGCACUGGAUUCACGAAGAUGGACAUGCUAGGUUCUGCUGAUCUUGACUUGGGCUCGUCUUUAGCUUCCUGAUUUUGUGUUUCUGGCAGCACUGUACAAAUGUCUUUCUGCACUCUUUGGAGGCAUAAAGUGACGUAGAUACCAUAGAAUUCAAAAUGAUUUAGAUCAAUUACCUCGAAUGUUUUCUCGUUGUAAUGUUUGCCAUAGUGUUUCUAACACUGACUAGAGCUGCAUUCUUCCUGUAAACUAGUUAUAUAGAAGAUUGAUAUUUGUAAUCAAUGAGAUAUUCUGUAAAUACUAAGAUCAUACAAGAGAAAGAUCUCAAUUUUGUAUGCUAUGUACUCCAUAUUUUCGUGGUAAUGAUGUUUUUGUUAGGUUUAACUUUUAAGAUGCUAUUGACAGUUUUGUUUUUUCCUUUUCAUGGCUCUAAUUUUACAUCAGGAAGUACUUUUAAUAUUUUGUGUCCGCAUUGUUUUGACAGAAAGAGUAGCAGAUCACUAAGAACGAACCAACAUUAUCUUUUCUUAAUUUCCUUUCUCUGGACAGCAUUAUACCUGUUUGUGCCGAGCUUCGACCUUAGGACAUUCCUAGAAAAAUAGAAAAGAACGACGGUAAGUGGCAAAGGCAAGGUGUAUUCUUUGCAUUUACAUUCCGACACAUAAGUCAAAUAGAAAAAGGUAGAGAAAAAAGUAAGGAGGAAAUAGGUCUAGGAUCAACUUAUUUUAGUGGUGUAUGAACCUUCAUAUUUAUAAAUGAGCAAUUGGGACCAUCAGGAGACAAUAAGGAUAGUGCGGAGCUGAUGUGGCAAUGAGCAUGUUAAACUGACCUGACAUGUCAGAUCGGUGCAAAUGAUAGAAAUACCACUGAUUGUUUGCUAAAGGCUUCUAAGAAGGAGAAAGACUAUUAUGCCCUUUUAACCAUCAAAUGGUCUUAACAUUUUGUCCUUCUGCUAGGCAAUCUGAGUGUCAGGCUGCUGGAUGUUUGAUCGAUGCAUCCGAUGUAAGGUAGGUGGAAAUAAUGUGAAAUUUGAUUCUUUGAGGCCAACAUCAUGGAAGAUGUUGGUAUCGGAAGAAUAUUGAGUCGUGGUCUGAUAUGGUAAGGAUCUGAUUUUUCUCAUAUGCCUUGAACUAAGUGCAUAGCUGGCUUGAAAGUUACCAAGGUGUAAAUUGUUCGAAGUGAUUCAAAAUUGAUGAAUGAGCUCAUCUAGUCAAUGUGAGAGUUGUGUUUUAUUUCAAGGGUUUAGGUUUGGGAAACUUUACUUUGACUUCUGGUGACAAGCUAGGCAUUCGAUUUGUUCUAGGGAGUUGUCUAGUCUAGCUAAUUUGAGCUA
Messenger RNA from Durio zibethinus, 3542 nucleotides. RefSeq names its product cysteine-rich receptor-like protein kinase 3. Gene Ontology annotation, molecular function: protein kinase activity; ATP binding. Lineage: Eukaryota; Viridiplantae; Streptophyta; Magnoliopsida; Malvales; Malvaceae. The record is from RefSeq and is a predicted model, not a curated record. Gene Ontology annotation, biological process: protein phosphorylation.